Schistocerca gregaria is the source of this 4236-nucleotide messenger RNA. RefSeq lists its product as uncharacterized. Bases 2184 to 2762 code for a protein of 192 amino acids. The transcript has 2 exons. NCBI's taxonomy places the organism in Eukaryota, Metazoa, Arthropoda, Insecta, Orthoptera, Acrididae. The record is from RefSeq and is a predicted model, not a curated record.
ACGAACAUUUCAACAUGAUCUGGUCCUGUGUCACACUUCUAAAGCAGUCAAGACGUUCAUGGAAGAAAACAUUAAUGUGCUUCAGUGGCCUCGUAAUUCAUCCGACUAAAAUUCCACUGAGAAUUUGGGGAUUAUUGUUAAAACGUGUCUUGGUAAAGCGGACUGAUUAAUAAAGAACACAUUUUAGUACAUGCGGUAAAAGUGUGGUUUCAUGGCGAUGAACAUCUACGAAACAUUUGCUCUAACCUGAUCAAAUCUAUGCCACAAUGUGUUCAGAAGCUCAUUAAAGCAAAAGGAGGAUGUAUUAGUUAUUAAUAGUCACUGAGGUACUAAGGAUACUGUACAUAUAGUAAUAGUUAGUUAGUUAGUUUCAUGUUCCAUGGAUCAUUUUGCAUGACAGAUUGUAAUGAUGUGGAACGAGUCACUUUACAUUCACAAGUACAUAGUUCAAGUUUAUCAUUGUGUCCUAAUUAAUUUGUGCACUACUGCGUGUUAUUUUGCCCUACUCGCGUCCAAAGGUACUAAGAUAAACAAUGGACAAUUCAUUUCAGAAUAAAAACCGUUUUGGUUGUGAAAUUAUUUAAUAUCAAUGACACACUUCACCCUUUUGGGGUGUCAUCAGAUUGUGUAAAAGUAGCUAGAUAUAAAACUCAUAUGUCCAAAAGCCAUAUAAAAUGGAAAAUAGAUGCAACAGUAACUGGAUAUGUAAUCCAUUUGUUGGAAAAACUGUAAAAUGCAAGGUGGAUCUCCAACACACCAGUUGACUCUGCCACAGUAGUACAAAAUAGGGACAUGUUUACAAGUAAAUGCGGUAGUACAGUAGUAUUUGUGUGCAGCUCAUACUGUGUUUAUUUUGUAAGCAUUUUCAAGGCCCACCUUGCCUUUUCUAUGUUUUUAUGAUGGAUGGAGAAUAUAUUCAGUUACUGUUGCAUCUACUUUCCAUUUUAUAUGGCUUUAUGAUGGAUUUGUUUCAUAUCUAGUUACUUUCACACAAUCUGAUGACGCCCCAAAAGGGAGAAUCAUGUCAAUGAUAUUACAUUAUUUCACAACCAAACCCUUUUUAUCCUGAAAUAAUUCGAGCCUGGUUGCUGUAGCACCCUGCCACAACUGAAUGGAACAAUUUUAAGUGCUCAGUUCACCUUUUACCGUCUUCACUCCUUCCGUUUUCUCCCAGUAUUCUGUGAUUUUGCGCAAACCUCUGGAAAUGAAAUCCUGGCUUGGAGACACACUUCCUAUAAUUCUCCAUCUUCAUGUUAUUUCUGUAGUUAGGUUUAUUUAUAUCACUCAUAAGUACUACGGUCUUGAUGAGCCUAAACCCAAUUAUCACUAUAAAUUCUUCUAUAAAUGAGCUAUUGAUGAAAAAGUACAGGUAAGUUUUCACAGUAGUAACCAUAUCAAUAAUUACUCCUGUACUACGUGAUUGACUUACAAUCUAUUUUGUCUUAUGUGGUCCUCACAUGCUCCACAUUACAUUAUUGUGUCAAUUGGUAUUUGCCAAUGUGGAAUGCAUAUGUAUUGCGAAUGAGAUGCUUGCCUUGCAAAACACAAGAACAAAUUACGCAGAAUGGGUGAAACAAGUCCGAGAAGCUUUCUGUGAGCAUUUCAGUGGAUUAGAGGCUUUUUCAUAGCAGUAUUUGUUAAUCAAGAACAACAAAUGGUUCAAAUGGCUCUGAGCACUAUGGAACUUAAGAUCUGAGGUCAUCAGUCCCCUAGAACUUAGAACAGUAAGGGGACCACACUGUGGUUCAGGUUGAAAAAAAAUCGAUUUUCAGUUUUCCUCAAAUUUCGAUAGAUUAAGGUUUUAUUUAAGUACUCUGUAAAGGAUUCCGAUGGAAAAAAUUUUUUGGGGUAUUUAAAUAGCAUUUUCCUACCAUGUGUGAGUAUGUGCUGUGCCCACUUUUCUGUCACCCACUUUUCUGCAUACAUUUAGAUCUUUAUAUCCCCUACAUUGCACGUUAGGAUUUUUUUUUUUUUUUUUUUUUUUUUUUUUUUUUUGUUCCUGAGUGUGUUGGCUAUCCUUAUAAUGUAACGGUCAAUAUUCUUUUGUUUCUGCUGUUUGUAAACAACACGCUUUCAAACAUGUGGCUAGUUUUGUUCAAGUGUGAUUAUGAGUAGUUGUUAUAGAAAACUUGCAGGUAUGCUAUGAGCAGGCAAUUAGGAGAAAUAAAGACAAUCUGGAGGCAAUGAAGAGAGAUAUUUGUGCCAUAUUCUUCCAUAAGUCCUCUACUGAUGAAAAGCCAUGUCAUGGAUUGGUUCCAUCAGGAGAAAAUUCGUGGUGCAAAUACAAUAGGGCUCAGGCAACUGGAGAAUCUUAUUCUCACCAGCAUUCUCUUCCUGCUGCUGUUAUUACAGCAAUUAAACCUAUUUUCAGAGACUUGGCUCGUCCUGACCUUGUAAGGAAAUGUCUGCAUGGGCAGAGACAGAACCCAAAUGAAUGUUUCAACAGCAUAAUUUGGAACCACCUUCCUAAAACUGUAUUUGUAGGCAUGCAUACAAUGAAACUAGGAGUUCAUGGUGCUGUUAUUACAUUCUGUUGUGGUAAUAUUGGAAAGUGUUGGGUACUGAAAAAGCUGGGAAUUAAUCCUGGUGAAAAUAUGAUCACUGGGCUGCAACACUGCGAUAAAAUGAGGAUAACCGACGCAAACAGGUCUGCAUUUAAUAUGGCCAAGAAAGCAAGACAAACAUCCAGGAAGGUGAAAAAGGAGCUAGAAGACCAGCUAGAGGCCAAAGAAGGGCCAUCACAUGCAGCAGGACAGUUUUAAUUAAUUGUAACAAAUUUCAAAAGUUUUCCUUUAAAGUCAAUUUCCUGCAAACUAAAAUUUUCAGUACAUAUGCCCCAUUCUAUCAGAAACUAUAACAGAUAAAUGAAUGAAAUUUUCAGAGACCCUGCAUAACACAAAAAGCCACCUCUGGUACUACAUUCAUUAAUAUUCCCCCAUUAGGAAGGUCACAAAAAUAUAUUUUCUGCAGAAAAAACUUAUUUUUUGUUAAUAAAUUUUAAAAAGUAUUUCUUAAAAACUACAAAAUGGAUAAAGUAGAUUUUAGUACAGAUGACUCUAUUAGCAUCAUGUAACAUACAGUAAAAAUAUUAAGGUCCUGCAUCAAAUAGUUUUUUUUUUUUUUUUAAAUGGGUCAAAUACUUCCCUAAAUUAACAUGGGUUAGAUAGGCAGGGUGUGGUCCCCUUAAACCUAACUAACCUAAUGACAUCACACACAUCCAUGCCCGAGGCAGGAUUCACACCUGCGACCAUAGCAGUUGCACAGUUCUGGAAUGAAGCGCCUAGAACCACUCAGCCACUGAGGCCAGCAAAGGACAACAUCUACUUACAAAUCAAUAACAAGAAAAUUGCAUAAUAUGUCUUGUACUUGUGCUGUUCUAAGUAUUGUUGCAAAUGAAAGAAAGCAAUUUUGGUGAGUGAAUCCUUCCGAUGAUGUUACAUGUGUACUGAGACAACUGCUGGACAAAAAUUAGUAUGUAUGAUCACUGGGCAUCUGAUAUGAUCUUAUUUAUUAAUCCUGAGAACUGUUACAAGAAAAAUAAACAUUACUGCUUACUGUCAUGACACUAUGAUCUUCAGUUUCCUCUGUUAUUGUGGACAACAAUUUAUCUGCCAUAUCCUGAUCCAUCAUCAAUUUCAUUUAUUUUAUGUUACACAUGGUGCUAUGAUAUACAUCUUUCAGAUCAUUUUCUGGUCUUUUGGCAUUUAUCAGUUUCAGUUAUUCACAAUAAUUAAUUCAGAGCUAGUUGAAUUUCUCUUGGUCUCAGCAGGAACUGACUUCUGUUGUGCAAUACUACUCUUACAUAGCACAAUAUACUGUGCAAUUUAAUGAAUGAACAUCAAUCAUAAUUGUUUUACAGCAGUUGCAACAUAGACACAGUGCUGAAAUAGAUAGAAAGCAGCACAUGUACAUAAUAAAUUCCAAGGAAGGGCCCCCAGUGCACUGAAAUAAUCGCAGAAGGCCUCUCAGUCGUUUUUGCUCCUCCUGCUUAUAUUUAACCAAACAAGCAACUCAAUCACUGUUGCACAAGACUGAUCACUGACAUGUUCCCAAGAAGGCAAUGUUCUAAUAUUGCACAAUAAUAUAAUGCUGUUCUUGGCAUUGCACUUUCACAUUAUACUGACACAAUAUUGAGAAUGAGGAAGUGAAGGGUAAAUGGAUACAACACUUACCUAUAUCUUUGAUAAUCACCAUGACGUAAACCAUGCUGCUGCUGAGAAUCUUUGAUGAUUUUCA